GAGAAACCAAAGAAUCUCCUCGACAGCAAUAGAUUUUCAGAAAACUGCGUUUUGUUUGACCAAGUAGAUAACUCUGAGAGUACCUUCAUUCGGGGCUUCUUUAUUUGAUGAAGUGGGAAGUGUCUGGCUGAGCAGACCAGAUAAAAAAAUAUAUAUAUAUUUGGCUAAAUUUAGCAUGUGCUGCUCAUGGAAAUAAAAUGUAAAACGCAGAAAAUGUUCAACUUGACCAGGAAAGUAAGACAAGAAGAAAAGCCGCCCCUGAAAUCCUCAUUAAUCCAAAGCAAGGCAUCUUAUGAUCUAAGGAAGCUCCAAUCCUUGCUUGCCAAAAGCAGCCCCAGACAGGAGGUAUCAUCACCGACUCAUAGUAAAGCCGUCAGCAGCAGAACCAUCAGAUCCUCACAUUCUCCAAAGCACAUCAGCAGGCUCAGGAAUGACAGCGACCUCAGCAGUGAAGUGACUCAACUGGAAAAAUUCAGCAUAGCAUUCAAAGAUCAAAGAUCUUUCAGCAGUCACCCUCUAAGUAAACUGUUCCUGGACAUUCUUACAUCAUUGGUAAAAAAUAGACUCUGCAGUGAGUGGAUCAACCAUGCACCUCCUGAAGCGGUUCAUAGAGUUCUUAUCUGCCUUCGACUGCUGAUCAGAGAUCCCAACUAUCAGAAAAUUCUUCAUGAGCUCAACGGCACCCGAUUUCUUGCGAGGUACUUGGAGUCUGUGACAGCCAAGUACAUAUCAUGUGGUGAGGAGGUGGUGUAUGAUACUCAGAGGCUGGUUACAAUGACCUACAUAUUUCAGAAGCUGUCAUCUGCUAAUAAUCAAAGGUCCUGGGUCAUUCAGAGUGGUGCACACAGGACCCUGGCGACACUCCUCUCCUCGACAGACUGUGGUGUGUUACAGGGAGCCAUUCUUGCACUUACAGCUUUGGCUGAGAGCUCUGAAUACAGGACAGAAAUCGGAAAGCUACAAAUCGUGGAAAGACUUCUUAUUAUACUGCAGGAAUAUGACCUGAUCUUAAAGAGAAUGAGUGCUGAGUUGCUGAGGCUUUUGUCUUCAGACCAACAUGUGAGGGACCAGUUAAAGGAGCUGGAGGGAGUACCGGUGCUGCUGAGCCUCCUGCACUGCAGGAACCUGAAGCUGCUGUGGAGCGUCACCUGGGUCCUGGUCCAGCUAUGCGAGUAUCCAGACAACAGGGCUGAGAUCCGGAGCUGGGGGGGAGUGCAGCAGCUCCUCCGUCUGCUCAACAUGCAGCAUAUCUCUGAUCAUCCAGCCAUGGAGAUGCCUCCCGCUCCCAGCAAACCCCCUCAGUUCUCCAGAGAACUUACAAGUGAGGAGCUUGGACCAUAUGAGAAGGUGCAGAACAUGGCGGCUCUACAGUCAGCCUGCUGUACAGCUCUGACUGAGCUGAGUCUGGAUGACAUGUCUGCUCACCACAUUGUGCAGGAAAAUGGUAUCUAUAUCAUUGCAAACCUAAUUUUGCCAAAAAACUGUGAAGCGGAAGACAUUUCUUUACAGUGCUAUGCCUUCCGAGCUCUAAGAUUCCUCUUUAGCGUUGAAAGAAACAGAUAUCUGUUUAAAAGACUCUUUCCCACAGACCUCUUUGAAUUGUUUAUUGAUGUUGGGCAUUAUGUGCGAGAUCUCACAGUUUACGAGGAGCUGCAGACCAAAGUUUCACUAUACUCUGAAGAGGAGCUGAAUAGUCUGAGAGAGAAUAUUGAUGCUGUGGACGAGACCCGGCCUCCGCUCAGAGUGAUUGGUGGUUACUCCAUACUGGACCACCUGGGCUCUGGAGCUUUUGGAAGUGUCUUUAAAGUCCAAAAGCAAGCCGGGCAGAACUUUCUGGCUCUAAAGGAGGUAAACCUGCGUAAUCCUGUGUUUGGCAAAGACAAGAAAUCCAGAGACAGCAAUGUGGAAAAGAUCAUCUCUGAGCUUACAAUCAUCAAAGAACAGAUGAUGCACCCAAACGUAGUUAAAUAUUAUAAAGCAUUUUUGGAAGGUGACAAGCUUUACAUUGUAAUGGAGCUGAUUGAGGGUGUGCCACUGGCUCAACAUUUUAAUUCACUGAAGGACAAACAACAAACAUUCACUGAAGACAGAAUUUGGAACAUAUUCAUACAGAUGUGCCUGGCUUUAAGGUACCUGCACAAAGAGAAGAGAAUAAUUCACCGUGACCUCUCACCAAACAACAUCAUGCUGGGGGAGAAAGAUAAAGUCACCAUCACUGAUUUUGGGCUCGCUAAGCAGAAACAGGAGAACACUGAGCUGACGUCAGUGGUUGGUACCAUCCUGUAUUCCUGUCCAGAGGUGGUGCAGAACAAACCAUAUGGAGAGAAAGCUGACAUCUGGGCUUUGGGCUGCCUCCUGUACCAGAUGGCAACUCUACAACCUCCGUUCUACAGCAGCAAUAUGCUGUCCCUUGCAAACAUGAUUGUUGAAGGGGCCUAUAAGCCAGUUGAAGAGGGAAUGUUUACAGCGAGGCUCACAGAUAUGAUCAGAUGGUGUUUGAGUUCAGAUGCAGACCAGCGGCCGGACAUCGUAGCCGUCAGCUCCAAGAUUACUGACAUUAUGAUGAGGCUGAUGGAUGGACUCUACACCUCCCAGAAUGCACUGCAGCGAAGAGCCGAUAAAGACAGGAAAAGAACACAGAAGUGUUUAAUGGAAAGGCUACAAAGCAAGAAAAACUACUGCCACUCAGUCAUGGAAAAACGACUAAAAGAGUCAGAAUAUUUGGCUCAAAACUCCUCUGCAGGCUGCAGCUCUGGAGAAAUGAUGCAGCCAAACAGUCAAGAAUGGAUCAGACUGAAGCCGGGUAGUGGUGAUUUUACUGCUUCAAACAUAAAACCGAGAAAAGUGUCUGUGGGAAUCUGUGUGUCGCAGAGGAAACUGCGACUGAUUGAUGAUCCCAUCCAGCGGCUGCUUGUGCAGCUGCACAAAAUCAUCUUUAUAACUCAACUUCCACCAACAUUGCACCACAACAUCAAACGGCGUCUUGUUGAGAGAUUCAAAAAGGCUCUCUUUCAGCUUGGCAGUGAUCCGUACAACUUAAAGGUGGAGCUUAGCAAGCUGAUCCAGGCCUCAUCAGAGUUGAUGGAGUUAAACUCGACUACUUUAGACUGGCGACACGUGAUGCAGCAUUUCAGAGUGGAACACGUUACUGGUGAUAAUCCAGGUGAUGAGAAUCUCAGUGAUGGAGUCACAUAUCAGCAAAUGCAGGGAAUCAUUGAGGAGCUCCUGGAGGAGAAUGGCUACUAUGAAGCAACAAGCAGCAGGACCAAAGCCAAUGAAACAGCCCAAAAAGGAACUGACAGCAAUAUUUAGCUGCUUUCCACUUCGCCCAGAACUGGCUCAGGGAGUAACAUUACUCAGAAAACAGGACCAGCAGGACUUGUAAAUGUACUGAUAAGCUCAAAGAAAAUUCACAGCUACAUGUUGACAUAGGAGGGAAAAACAGUGGUAUGUAUUAAUAAGAUACAAACUGACCUUUACACGAGUCAGCUAUUUUUCAUUAUGAGUCUCUGAGUUUCACAUGGUUUUACAGUUUUGGAGAAAAAAACAGCUGUGAUUGUCUUAGGACUAUAAUAUUUUAGCAUCUACCUGCUCAGGGACCAUAAUCCUACAAUAAAUAUCUCUCAACUUUCUUAAAAAUACGUUUUAAUGGGAAUAUUAUUUAUACGGUACUUAAAUAAAGAUCUAAUCCAUUUUAGAGAACACAAACCUUCAUACCGGUUCAACCUUUCCAGAGAUGUCAACAUGUUGACUUAGAAUUUAUUGUGAUCAACCAAAACAAAUCAAGAUGUGAAAUGUCUGAAAACAGGUUUAACAUUUCUUAGGAUUGCCUAGUUCUUUAUCUCCCUUUUUUCCUGCUGAUUAAAAGCAUCUCCACAGCAUGAUGCUAAAAUCUGAAAUGAACAUUUGCUGUGAAAAGUAUAGUACCUUCACCUAUUUAGAAAGAAAUAUUGUAAUAAAAGUGCAAACAUGUAUGUUUCAACUUUAGCAGGUUUAGAAAUACCACAGAGACAACUUUCAACUGUUUUUUUGUCUCAUAUAUUGUUUGUCUGUACAAAUGUGAGAAAUGUGACUUUACCAAUAAAGUUAACUGAACAUGUAUAA
Messenger RNA from Cyprinodon tularosa, 4104 nucleotides. It is a transcript of the gene nek10, whose product is annotated as NIMA-related kinase 10. Gene Ontology annotation, molecular function: protein kinase activity; ATP binding; protein binding. Bases 187 to 3312 code for a protein of 1041 amino acids. NCBI's taxonomy places the organism in Eukaryota, Metazoa, Chordata, Actinopteri, Cyprinodontiformes, Cyprinodontidae. Gene Ontology annotation, biological process: protein phosphorylation. The transcript has 34 exons. The record is from RefSeq and is a predicted model, not a curated record.